ACUGCUUAUUCCCCCGAUAUUGUUCUCCCUUUUCUAUUUUAGUUCCUGGGUAGCCGGAAGGUUAUUAUUGUUGGCCACGUCCUCCAUUCUUCUCUUAUCUUUGAGGCCGGAGGGAGCAGACAUCAUGGUGGCCGCUGCCCUUGGGAUGCAUCCUCUGCUCCUCGCCGGAGCACAAUUGAUGACCGGAGACAGCCAAGUGUAUGCUUCAAAUCUCAAGUUUGUUAAGUUCAAUUCAUCUAGACAAAGAAAGUUGAAAUUUACUAGAGUAUUUUCUCGUAAGACAUAUGGAUCAGAGAUAUUGUUUAGCUCUGAAUUGACUCAGAAAAGGAAUGAGUCAUCACUUGCGAGUUUCUUAAAGAUGAAUGGGAGACUAUCAAAUUCACUUGUGGGAUGUAGCUCAAAUUCUGGAAAGAGUGACUCAGAAAUUUCUGAUUUGAACCACAAUGAAUUGAAGAAAGUCCAUCCUGAUUCACUAGGAGUGGAAUCCUUGCUCACAGCUAUAUGCGAUACCACUUCUAUCGCAGAAUUUAAAAUGGAUCUUGCAGGUUUUCAACUAUAUGUCAAAAGGAACUUGGUGGAGAAAAAUAUACCUCAAUUAGUUCCAGGAUACCCUUUGGUCCCGGCUAACGCAACUAAUCAAAUUCUAGACACAAAUGGUUCUGUUGCUACAACUUCCUUAGUAGUCUCAGAAACUAAAUCUACAAUCAGUAGCAAUCAGAGAAUAGUUGAUACAGCACCUGACGAAGGAUUAAUGAUCCUACCAUCACUACACGUCGGAGUUUUUAGAAGAUGCAGAACCAUUAAAGGAAAUAAAUUACCUCCCUCAUGUAAAGAGAACCAACAAGUCAAGGAAGGUCAAGUUCUUUGUUACAUUGAACAAAUUAGUGGGGAAACCCCGGUUUUGUCCAAUGUUUCUGGGGAAGUAGUGAGGAUAAUUAAAGAAGAUGGCGAUCCUGUAGGUUACGGUGAUCCUCUUUUAGCGAUUCUACCCUCCUUUCCUGGAAUCAUGAAGCUUCGGUAGUUUAUUGAGCAUUUGUAAUGUGUUAACGUGAUGUUGUAACUUGUAACAUGGAUGACAUAUUCAUAUUGCUACAUCUUCCAAUGUUUUAUGGUUUGCA
Zingiber officinale is the source of this 1118-nucleotide messenger RNA. Its product is annotated as biotin carboxyl carrier protein of acetyl-CoA carboxylase-like. The transcript is spliced from 9 exons. The record is from RefSeq and is a predicted model, not a curated record. The coding region runs from base 125 to 1021 and encodes 298 amino acids. Lineage: Eukaryota; Viridiplantae; Streptophyta; Magnoliopsida; Zingiberales; Zingiberaceae.